GGGGCGCGCCAGCCCAUCGGCAAGGGUCCUUAACCCCCUCCUUGGGAUGAAUGCGAUGGACAUGGCUGUUCCAAACUCCGGAUGGCUCAAGCUAGCACAAGGCAGCUUCCGCUGCCCUUCGGCCCCGAUGUAUAAUAGACGCCGUUGCCCACCUCCUCGAUCCCUUCGUGAUCUCUUGAGCCUCCCAUCAUCAGCCAGCCUCACCUCGACACAUCUCGACAAGUCUCAAGGUCUCUCUACUGCAGAGCCCUUCGUCGAAGUAGAGUCUGCCGCACAUACACACUUGACCAGUGACACACACCUAGACAGCCUCUGCCCUUGUGAGCAGAACCACCAACAUGUUCUCCAUGUCUCAGCACCAAUACGUCUACACGGUGGCUCCGCCAGCCCCGCCACCUCCUCGCCAGUACGGAGCCCACGGCACCAGCAGUGCUUUCUCCAGCUCGGCCAACCCUGAUGAGGACUGGACCAAGAUCUCGGAUCUCGCAGAGCGCAGGAGGAUACAGAACCGCAUCGCCCAGCGCAACUACCGCAAGAAGCUCAAGAGACGCUUGGAGGACCUUGAGCGCCGGGCUGGCACUUCAGACGACUCUUCGUCGCCGCCGGCCCCUGAGAAGACUGUCCCCACCACCAACAACCGCAACAGCUCCAAGAAGCAGUCGAGUCCCAAGGCCCCAAAGCCAGCUGCUGCUCCUCAGAAGCCUGUCGCCCCCCAGUUCACGCCCCCCAUGACACAUGAGGACGAGCUCCCGUUCACCCUCAGCUAUGACGAGCGGGAACGCUCCCACACACCUCCCUUCAUGUCCUAUUCGACAUACCCCGCGCCAGAUGAGAUGCUUCUGCCUCCUUAUGGCACCACUCAAGGUUUCCACCCCAUGACGACCGCUGAUGGCUACCCGACCUACAUCGCCAGCACUGUUCCGUGCACUCUUCCCUCAAUGACGCAUUUCAGCGACGCCAUCAAGCGGGAGACUUACACCACGGAUGACUCCAUGUCCCCGUACAUGAACUACGGCUUCGUCCCUGGGAUCGACGUCAGCGGUCCCAACUUCUACGACCAGUCGAACCCUCAUACACCUCCGCUAUCUCACUCAUUCGACCACUCGGCCAACUGCUCCGACUCUGGUUACGAGUACCCGACAACCCCACUGUCUCUUCCAGACUCGCCCAACAUGAUAGAACACCAGCAUCUCCAGCACCAAUAGAUGGUGUAAAAGGCACUUGGAAAGUCCUCAGACUGGCUCCGCAAGGGGCGCGGAUCAGAGGGGGGUUCGCACCACCAGGGUUGGUGAAACCUCGCCAAAAGGAUUGGAUAAUGCUCCAAGAGGAAGGGGGGCACUACGAAACGCAAGUCGUACACAGGAACAGGCGGAAGCGCUCUACCUCGUGACUGUGGUGUUGACUGGGAGUUGCAAAACACGA
Messenger RNA from Microdochium trichocladiopsis, 1422 nucleotides. RefSeq lists its product as uncharacterized. The coding region runs from base 339 to 1205 and encodes 288 amino acids. Gene Ontology annotation, biological process: regulation of DNA-templated transcription. The transcript has 3 exons. NCBI's taxonomy places the organism in Eukaryota, Fungi, Ascomycota, Sordariomycetes, Xylariales, Microdochiaceae. The record is from RefSeq and is a predicted model, not a curated record. Gene Ontology annotation, molecular function: DNA-binding transcription factor activity.